Messenger RNA from Budorcas taxicolor (takin), 2142 nucleotides. RefSeq names its product adhesion G protein-coupled receptor F2 (gene ADGRF2). The transcript has 9 exons. The record is from RefSeq and is a predicted model, not a curated record. Gene Ontology annotation, cellular component: membrane. Bases 1 to 2142 code for a protein of 713 amino acids. Gene Ontology annotation, molecular function: G protein-coupled receptor activity. Lineage: Eukaryota; Metazoa; Chordata; Mammalia; Artiodactyla; Bovidae. Gene Ontology annotation, biological process: cell surface receptor signaling pathway; G protein-coupled receptor signaling pathway.
AUGCUAGGUGUUACAUGCAAGACAACAGCAGAACUUGAAGGUUAUCAGAGCGAUUGCCUGCACCUCCCAGGGCCAGCUGGUGUGCACACCUGCGGCAUCCUGCCAGAAAGGCAACUGCCGAAGACGAUGACUCAGAUGCUUUCGCUCUUGCUGUACGGCUUCGUGUUUCUUUUGGCCACAGAGUCCUGCAGGACGUUAUGCCAGGCUGCCAACAAGAGCAAGGAGCAGGUGUCUACCAGGCCACACGGUGAAUGCCAUGGCACUUGUGUGGACAAUUCCUACUGCAGCCAACCUUGCCCUCCAGACACUCCCGGGGAUAUGGGGUUUUUAUGCAGGCAAAAGAAAUGGCACAAAGUCACUGACACCUGCCGUACUCUCACUGCCUUCAACAUCUUUGAGGCAGAUUUAAAUUCUGUUCAAACAUUUGGAGGAUCAAAAAUAAGCGAAUAUACCAACAAGCCUGAGACUAUUACAGAUUUGUUAAUGGAAAAGUGUCCGCAGGAUCUGUCCUGCGUGAUUAGGAACAUUCAGAAGUCUCCCCGGAUUCCGGGAAACAUUGCUGUGAUUGUGCAACUCUUACACAACAUCUCCACUGUGCCACUGACGGAUGUUGAUGAGGCAAAGAUGCAGAGUUACAGCAUCAUGGCCAACCACAUUCUAAAUAGCAAAAGCAUCUCAAACUGGACCUUCCUCCCCGAAAGAAACAGCAGCUGUGUCCUGCUACAUUCAAUCAAUUCCUUCGCAAGAAAGCUAUUUGUCAAUAAGCAUCCCAUUGACAUAGCAGAUAGUUUCAUCCACACGGUGGGCACCAUCCUCUCUAGAGACAACGCUGGAAAGAAUUUCACCUUUUCAAUGAGAGUUAACGACACCAGCGACGUGGUCGCGGGGAAGGUGUUGAUCAGUAGAGAGGAACUUCAGGAGGUGCCUUCUCCUUCUCGGGCCGUCAGCAUCGCAUUUCCAACUCUGGGGGCCAUCUUAGAAGCCAGUGUUUUAGAAAGCAUCACCGUGAAUGGGCUUGUCCUGUCUGUCAUUCUGCCCAAGGAACUUGAAAAAAUCUUGCUGAUUUUUGAAAAGAUCAGCAAGUCAGAGGACAGGACAGCGCAGUGUGUAGGCUGGCACUCCUUAGAGGGCAGAUGGGACCGCAAGGUCUGCCAGAUGAUUGAGGAGAACUCCCAGCAGGCGGUCUGCAAAUGUAGCCCGAGCAAGGCGUUUACCUCUUUCUCGAUUCUGAUGGCACCCCACGUCUUGCAGAGCCCCAUCCUGAUUUACAUCACGUACAUAGGCCUGGGUGUUUCUAUUUGCAGCUUGAUCCUCUGCUUGUCCAUCGAGGCCUUGGUCUGGGGCCAGGUGACGAAGACAGAGAUCUCAUACUUACGCCACGUGUGCAUUGCUAACAUUGCGACCACCUUACUGAUGGCUGAUGUGUGGUUCGUCGUGGCUUCCUUUCUCAGCGGUCCAACCAGGCACCACAGCGCAUGCGUGGCAGCAACCUUUUUUGUUCAUUUCUUUUACCUUUCUGUGUUUUUCUGGAUGCUCGCCAAGGCACUUCUCAUCCUCUACGGAAUCCUGAUAGUCUUCCAUACAUUGCCCAAGUCCGUCCUGGUGGCAGCUCUCUUUGCAGUGGGCUACGGGUGCCCUUUGCUCAUCGCUGCUAUCACGGUCGCUGCCACUGAGCCUGGCAAAGGUUAUCUCCGGCCUGAGGCCUGUUGGCUCAACUGGGACAUGACCAAGGCCCUUCUGGCUUUUGUGGUUCCGGCUCUGGCCAUCGUGGUUGUCAACCUGGUCACAGUCACACUGGUGAUUGUCAAGACCCGGCGAGCGGCCAUCGGCAGUUCCAUGUUCCAGGAAGUCAGGGCCAUCGUGAGGAUCAGUAAAAACAUUGCCAUCCUCACGCCACUGCUGGGACUGACCUGGGGAUUUGGCAUAGCCAUGGUCCUCAAUGAUGGCUCGCUGGCAUGCCACAUCAUCUUCUCCCUGCUCAACGCCUUCCAGGGCUUCUUCAUCCUGGUGUUUGGAACAAUCCUGGAUCCGAAGAUAAGAGAUGCCUUAAAGGAUCGAAUAAACUCUGCACAAUGGAUCUCCAGGAUAUCAGAGAAUGUCUCUUCUGAUUUCUCUCGUCACCCCACCAAAGUGCCACGCUAG